This is a messenger RNA of Plutella xylostella (diamondback moth), 2733 nucleotides long. NCBI's taxonomy places the organism in Eukaryota, Metazoa, Arthropoda, Insecta, Lepidoptera, Plutellidae. The record is from RefSeq and is a predicted model, not a curated record.
AUGGCUGCAGAACAGUUCAGAUUCACGCACAUAUUUGUAAAUCAAGUGAUCCUGGUGCCGCACGCGCGCGCGGCGCUGCCCUGGGCCCCGCCCCCCGCGCCCCCCGCCCCGGCCUCCGCGCCCGCCGCGCACCGCCUGCUCACGGACGUGGUCCGGAAGCUCUACUUGUACAGCAACCUCACCUUCACGUGGCACGAGGUGGCCUCGCUCAGCGACUGGUGGCGCUCCACCACGCAGAGGAACAGAUCUGCGUUUCGUCGCUUGUUGAAGAGCGGGCGGCUGGAGGUGAGCUCGGGCGGCUGGGUGGAGGUGGACGAGGCCACCACGAGCCUCUACGGACUGCUGCAUCAGCUGGUCGAAGGUCACCAGUGGCUGAAGCAGAACCUGAACUACUCGGCGCGCGUGGCGUGGCUGUCGGCGGGCUCGCACGGGCCGGGGCUCGCCUACCUGCUGGCCGGCGCGGGGGUGUCCCACGCCGUGCUGGCGCGCACGCACUUCGCGGUGGACCAGCACCUGGCGCAGCGGCAGCUCAGUGACUUCCUGUGGGUGCCGGCGUGGCGCCGCGCGGGGGCCGGGGGCGGGGGCGCGGGCGGGGGCGGCGGCGGGCUUCUCGCGCACGUGCUGCAGUUCGGCGAGGACGGCGUGGAGGCGUGCGGGCCGGACCGCGCGCUCUGCGCCGCCGAGUUCGACUUCGCGCGCGCCGACAGCCCCGCGGCCGCGAGCGCCUACACCGUGCGGCAGCGCGCCGAGCUGCUGCUCACCCAGUACUCCAAGGCGGGCUCGCUGUCGCCGCACAACGUGCUGCUGGCGCCGCUGGCGCGCGCCGCCGGGCUGGAGCUGCAGCACCACGGCUACCGGCAGCUGGCGGACUACAUCAACGCGCGGCGCCACGUGUACCGCGCCAGCGUCUCGUUCGGCACCGCUCGCGACUACUUCGCUGCCGUGGCGGAGCGCACCCCCGCGCCCCCGCCCCCCGCGCGUGGCGCGCUGCUGGACCACGCCGAGCCGGGCGCGCGCCCCGCCUACCUCGCCGGCCGCUACUCCGCGCGCCCGCGGCUCAAGGGCGUGCUGCGGCAGCUGGAGGCGGCGCUGCGGUCCGCCGAGCUGCUGCACGUGAUGGCGACGGGGGGCGGGGUCGCGGGGGCGCGGCUGCUGGCGGCGCGCGCGGAGGCGGCGCGGCUGGCGGCGCGGCCAGUGUCCGGGGGCACGCUGCCCGGCGCGGCGCUGGCGCACGUGUUCGCGCGCGCGCUGGCGGCGGCGGCGGCGUGCUGGCGCGAGCAGGAGGCGGCGGCGGCGGCGCUGGCGGGCGGCGCGCUGCACAAGUACCUGUACCGCGACGGGGACGUGCUGUCGCAGGUGCGCAGCGUGGCGGCGGGCGACGUGCUGCUGCUGUUCAACUCGGCGGCGGUGGCGCGCGCGGAGCCGCUGGAGCUGCUGGCGCGCGACCCCGCGCUGCAGCUGCUGGGGCCAGCCGGCGCGCUGCCGCUGCAGGUCAGCCCCGUAUGGAAGGUCACUUCCAACCAAAUUAAAAUAUCAGAUCGAUUUUACAAAAUCUUGGUGAUGGUGUCGGUGCCGGGGCUGAGCCUGCAGUCGCUGCGCGUGGCGGCGGGGCGCGUGGACACGGCGCGGCUGCGGCUGCUGUUCGACGAGCGGCUGGGCUUCCUGCGCGCCGUGGAGCAGCGGGCGACGGGCGCGCGCCGCACGGCCGCCGUGGACUACGCCGCCUUCCGCAGCGGCGCCGGCGCGGGGCCGGCCGUGUUCGCGCCCAACGCCUCCGCGCCCCUGCAGGACGUGCUGGCGCCGUACCGCGCGGGCGAGCGGCCGCGGCUGCUGCUCAUUGUGUCGGGCGCCGUGGCCACCGACGUCACGCUGGUGUUCGGCCGCCUGCUGCAGCACAGCACGCGCGUGCUGCACGCGGGGGCGGCGGGGGGUGCGGGGGACGCGGUGCUGCUGGAGGCGCGCGUGGACUACGAGGCGGCGCCGCACAUGCGCGACUUGGAGCUGUUCCUGUCCGUGCAGACGGACGUGGCGAGCGACGAGCUGCACACGGACGUCAACGGCUUCCAGUACACGCGGCGGGCGGCGCGGCGGGCGCGGGGGGCGCGCGGGCUGGACGGCGCGCUGCGGCCGGCCACGGCGCUGGCGUGGCUGCAGGACGCGCGGCGCCGCGCCUCGCUGGCGACGGAGCAGGCGCGCGGCGUGGCGGCGCUGCGGCCCGGCCAGCUGGCGGCGCUGCUGGGGCGCGGCGCGGCGGGCGCCGGCGCCUCGUGCCACCGCCUCUACCUGCUGCUGGAGGACCUGGCGCCGCCCGCCCCCGCCCCCGCCGCCGCGCUGCCGCUGCCGAGCGGCCACGCGCUGCAGCUGGCCGACUCCUUCACGCAGCCGCUGGAGGUGUUCGUGGCGGGCGGCAACGCGAGCCUGCCGCGGCAGCAGGUGCGGCUGCUGCGCGCGCCGCUGCCGGCCGACGUGGCGCUGGUGAUGCUGCGCGCGCUGCCGGCGCGGCGCGGGGCGGCGGGGGCGGCGCUGCUCGUGCUGCAGCGGCAGGCCGCGUCGUGCCGCGCGCCGGCCCCGCGCUGCGCCGCGCCGCCGCUGCCGCUGCUCCACACGCUGCGCGGCGCCAAGGCCUUCUACCGCACCUCGCUGACCGGCACCACCGUGGGCGAGCGUGUCACCACACUCGACUACAAUAAUUUCGGACCGAUGGAACUUAUUUCAUUCAUAGUAGUAUUCUAG